Molecule: messenger RNA, 3004 nt
Organism: Ipomoea triloba (trilobed morning glory)
Lineage: Eukaryota; Viridiplantae; Streptophyta; Magnoliopsida; Solanales; Convolvulaceae
Product: kinesin-like protein KIN-7E
Exons: 13
Coding region: 36-2753 (905 amino acids)
Biological process (GO): microtubule-based movement
Molecular function (GO): ATP binding; microtubule motor activity; microtubule binding
Source: RefSeq, a predicted model, not a curated record
GGGGGGUGGAGGUUGGGGUGGGUGGGGUUUGACAAAUGGGAGCCAUUGGUGGAGAAGAGUCUAUGAAGUGGGACAAAAUGCAAGGAACAGGACUUGGAGAAGAAGAGAAGAUCUUGGUGUUAGUGAGGUUGAGGCCUUUGAGUGAAAAGGAGAUUUCGAGGAAUGAAGUUUCAGAUUGGGAAUGCAUCAAUGAGACCACCAUUUUGUAUAGGAAUAGCCUCCAGGAGCGUUCGGGACUUCCAAGUGCUUAUACAUUUGACAGAGUAUAUAGGGGUGACUGCUCAACAAGAGAAGUGUAUGAUGGAGGAUCAAAGGACAUUGCUCUUUCAGUUGUCAGGGGUGUUAACUCAACUAUUUUUGCGUAUGGGCAAACCAGCAGUGGAAAGACAUACACCAUGAAUGGAAUCACGGAGUACACAGUGGCUGAUAUUUAUGAUUAUAUACAAAAGCAUGAAGAAAGAGCAUUUGUUUUGAAGUUCUCUGCAAUGGAAAUCUACAAUGAAGUUGUUAGAGACCUUCUCAGUUCAGAUAAUUCUCCUCUAAGACUGCUUGAUGAUCCGGAGAAAGGAACUAUAAUUGAGAAACUCACAGAAGAAACUCUGAGGGAUUGGAAUCAUCUCAAGGAACUCCUAUCCAUAUGUGAAGCUCAAAGACAAAUUGGAGAGACUUACUUGAAUGAAACAAGCUCUAGAUCUCAUCAAAUUCUUAGACUGACUAUUGAAAGCUCUGCUCGUGAGUUUAUUGGAAAGGACAACAAAACAACCCUUUCUGCUAGUGUGAAUUUUGUUGAUCUUGCUGGAAGUGAGCGCGCAUCUCAGGCAUUAUCAGUUGGUCAAAGACUUAAAGAAGGCUGCCAUAUAAACCGUAGUUUACUGACUCUGGGAACUGUUAUUCGCAAGCUAAGCAAAGGAAGAAAUGGCCAUGUCAACUAUAGAGAUUCUAAGCUAACGCGUAUUUUGCAACCUGCCUUGGGGGGCAAUGCAAGAACUGCUAUAAUAUGCACAUUAAGCCCUGCACGUAGCCAUGUUGAGCAAUCCCGGAAUACUCUAUUGUUUGCUUGUUGUGCAAAGGAAGUUACCACCAAUGCACAAGUCAACGUGGUAAUGUCUGACAAGGCUUUGGUGAAGCACUUACAGAAAGAGUUGGCUAGAUUAGAGAAUGAACUGAGGGGUCCGGGAACUUGUUGUGAUCAUGUGGCAUUGCUUAGGAAGAAAGAUAUGCAGAUUGAAAAGUUGGAGAAAGAGGUCAAGGAAAUAGCUAAACAACGCGACCUUGCUCAAUCACAGGUUGAGAAUUUGCUGCAAGUGAAAGGAACAGAUCAAGGCUCAAGCCAAAAGAGGGAGCUUAGUGAUGAAUGCUCAUCUUCUGGUUCAGAAGAUGAAGAUAGUUUCUUCUCAUCUGAUCUCAGCAAAAGGAGAAAGGAACUUGCAUCUAGGAGUGGAGAAGUUUCUGAUGAGCAUUGCAAGGAAGUUCACUGUAUUGAAAUGGACUCAUCUGGCAUAAAUCAUACUCCUGAAUCAACUAGGUUAUUGAACAACGAGAAUGAGAAUAGAGAGAGGAUUACAGUAUUGCCUGUGUCAAGUAAUGGGCGUUCUGCUGCUCAUGAUUUCUCAUCAACCUCAUCUGGACAAGCAAGUCAUGCCAGUAAUUAUAUCAUCCAGGGAGCACCAGAGCAUAAAAUGCCAGGAACGCAAGAAACUUCAAAUUCUACUGUCAGUCCUUACCCUGACAGAUCAUCUCAGUGGAGCCUAUCGAAUAGUAUGUUAGAUUCUAGAACCCUGAAGCUAACCCGAAGCAUGAGCUGUAGAGCUAAUAUAAUGGAUGACUCGUUUUCACCCAACUCUGAGAUGGCAGAACAAUGUGGUGAGACAACCCCACCUAAUGGUUUGGAAAAGGAUUUCCCUGGGAGACCUGAAGUCCUUCGUCGGAAACACUGGAAACUUCCUCCAGUGAUAUACGGUGCAGACAAUCCUAAACUCUCAAGAAACAAUUCUCAGUCUUCUUAUGGUAGUGCUUUCGUUGAUGAAGUGAACAGUAGGAGCAACGGGCCGGAAGAUGACGUAAUUCCAACUGUCGACACUUUUGUGGCUGGUCUAAAGGAGAUGGCUAAGAUCCACUAUGAGGAUCAGGCUGAAGAUGCAGAUUUAACGGGAAAUAGUUUCCAAACGAGUGUCAAAGAUGUAGGACUGGAUCCACUUGGAGCUCCAUCAAAUUGGCCUUCCGAAUUUGAAAGGAUGCAGAAACUGAUAAUUGAACUUUGGCAGACAUGCAACAUAUCAUUGAUCCAUCGAACAUAUUUCUUCUUGCUCUUUAAAGGUGAUCCAACAGACUCCAUUUACAUGGAGGUAGAGGUUCGAAGGCUUUCCUUCCUCAACUCCUCAUUCUCAAAGGGAAACCCAGCCGUGCAAGGUGGUAAAAGGCUCACACUUGCAUCAAGCCUCAAGGCUUUUCGUCGUGAGCGAGGGAUGCUAAGCAGGCUUAUCUAUAAAAGGUUUACGGAGAAUGAAAGGAAUCAUGUCUACCAGAAAUGGGGUAUAGCGUUGAACUCAAAACAGAGACGACAGAAACUAGUUCAUCGUUUGUGGAGCAGUACAGACAUGAAUCAUGUGACUGAGAGUGCUGCAAUUGUCGCGAAGCUGAUUGGGUUCUCUGAGCAAGAAGAGGCUCCUAAGGAGAUGUUUGGGCUUAGCUUUACACCGCGCAUGAGCCGGAGAUCCUUUGGUUGGAGAAACAGUGUGGCAUCCCUUCUAUGAAAGUAGACUUUGUAGUUCAUUGAUGCUUGAAUUCUUCCUUAAUCUAUUGUCGAUUGUUUAGAAUAACAAACAUAAAAUACUCCGAAUUCCCAUUCUCGUCUUGGCUUGGCUUGGAAUUGUACGUUGGCAUCAUCGCUUUUUUCAUGCAUGAUGCAACUAUAAAAGAUAGAUGGUAACUUCUGAUUAUUACUACUCUGAUCCAAUCAUGUGUAAUAGUAGCAAAGGCAAAUACAGAAUUUUCUUUAUAGUCA